Messenger RNA from Sinocyclocheilus grahami, 1193 nucleotides. Its product is annotated as septin-7-like. The transcript is spliced from 11 exons. Gene Ontology annotation, molecular function: GTP binding. The coding region runs from base 47 to 1042 and encodes 331 amino acids. The record is from RefSeq and is a predicted model, not a curated record. NCBI's taxonomy places the organism in Eukaryota, Metazoa, Chordata, Actinopteri, Cypriniformes, Cyprinidae.
AAUGUGACGUACGCCUGUGGGCCGGACCGUGAGCUGGAGAAAGGCAAUGUCGAUCGGCGAGAGAUCGGUUACAGAGGCGGCCGGGAGCGUCAACAGAAUGGUAGCACAACAGAAGAACCUUGAGGGGUACGUGGGAUUCGCAAAUCUCCCCAACCAAGUGUACAGAAAGUCUGUGAAGAGGGGCUUCGAGUUCACUCUCAUGGUCGUCGGAGAAUCAGGUUUGGGGAAGUCUACACUCAUCAACUCCCUGUUCCUGACAGACUUGUAUUCUCCAGAGUAUCCCGGACCCUCUCACAGAAUCAAGAAAACCGUUCAGGUGGAGCAGUCCAAGGUGCUGAUUAAAGAGGGUGGAGUUCAAUUGCUGCUCACCAUCGUGGACACGCCAGGGUUCGGAGAUGCUGUGGAUAACAGUAACUGCUGGCAGCCCGUCAUCGAUCACAUCGACAGCAAGUUUGAGGAUUACCUCAACGCAGAGUCACGCGUCAAUCGACGCCAGAUGCCCGACAGCCGAGUGCACUGCUGUCUGUACUUCAUCGCCCCCUCUGGUCAUGGACUGAAACCACUGGAUAUUGAGUUCAUGAAACGGUUACAUGAAAAAGUGAACAUCAUCCCACUCAUCGCCAAAGCAGACACACUGACUCCAGAGGAGUGCCAACAGUUCAAGAAGCAGAUAAUGAGAGAGAUCCAGGAACAUAAGAUCAAAAUCUAUGAGUUCCCGGAGACUGAUGACGAGGAGGAGAGCAAGCUAGUCAAGAAGAUUAAGGACCGUCUGCCGCUGGCUGUGGUGGGCAGUAACACCAUCAUCGAGGUCAAUGGGAAGCGUGUACGGGGCAGGCAGUACCCCUGGGGCGUGGCAGAAGUGGAGAAUGGGGAGCACUGUGACUUCACAAUCCUUCGAAACAUGCUCAUCAGAACUCACAUGCAGGACCUGAAGGACGUGACCAACAACGUCCAUUACGAGAACUAUCGCAGCAGGAAACUGGCCGCUGUCACUUACAACGGUGUCGACAACAACAAAAACAAAGGCCAACUCACAAAGUGAGUGCUUUUCACCAAUACAAGCUCCAGAGCCUAUUUUAAGCCUUAAUUCAAGUGUACACAAACAUGACCGAUACGGUUUACUGAUGUCAGUUUACUGUACAUGAAGCAGGUGUCUGUGGUUAUAUUAUGCCCAUAAAGGAUCAUUGUGUAAA